UCCGGGGGGCGGGUCAGCGGAAGUGAGGGCGGUAGCCCACGGUGGAAGGAGGGGCAGUGAGGUGAGAGAGUCCCGGAGCCCGAGACUGAGAGGGAAAUCUGGUGCUCCUCCAGAUGGCCUGAUAUGAAGGAGUCACGCCUCCCACCUCCUGGAGCUGCCCUGUGGCUGCCUUGUCCUUCAAGUGCAGGAGCUGGUUCACGUGUCGGGAAUGGAAGCCAGUGUGACCAUACCAAUCUGGCAAAACAAGCCGCAUGGGGCUGCUCGAAGUGUAGUAAGAAGAAUUGGGACCAACCUACCCUUGAAGCCGUGUCCCCGGGCAUCCUUCGAGACCCUGCCCAACAUCUCUGACCUGUGUUUGAGAGAUGUGCCCCCAGUCCCUACCCUGGCUGACAUCGCCUGGAUUGCUGCAGAUGAAGAGGAGACAUACGCCCGGGUCAGGAGUGAUACGCGCCCCCUGAGGCACACCUGGAAACCCAGCCCUCUGAUUGUCAUGCAGCGCAAUGCCUCCGUUCCCAACCUGCGUGGGUCCGAGGAGAGGCUUCUGGCCCUGAAGAAGCCAGCCCUGCCAGCCCUAAGCCGCACCACUGAGCUGCAGGAUGAGCUGAGCCACUUGCGCAGCCAGAUUGCAAAGAUAGUGGCAGCUGAUGCAGCUUCGGCUUCAUUAACGCCAGAUUUCUUAUCUCCAGGAAGUUCAAAUGUCUCUUCUCCCUUACCUUGUUUUGGAUCCUCAUUCCACUCUACAACUUCCUUUGUCAUUAGUGACAUCACCGAGGAGACAGAGGUGGAGGUCCCUGAGCUUCCAUCAGUCCCCCUGCUUUGUUCUGCCAGCCCUGAAUGUUGCAAACCAGAACACAAAGCUACCUGCAGUUCGUCUGAAGAGGAUGACUGCAUCUCUUUGUCCAAGGCCAGCAGCUUUGCAGAUAUGAUGGGUAUCCUGAAGGACUUUCACCGAAUGAAACAGAGCCAAGAUCUGAACCGGAGUUCAUUGAAGGAGGAGGACCCUGCUGUGCUUAUCUCUGAGGUCUUACGAAGGAAGUUUGCUCUAAAGGAAGAAGAUAUCAGUAGAAAAGGAAACUGACAACCCUCAGCUCUGCAAACUCAGUCUCAUGCUCCUGGAAUACCUUCAAUAGCUGCCUUCCUCACCACAGAUGUUUCUGCCUCUAAAGGAGAAAUCUUCUGCAACAGUCUUGCUAACAAGCUAGAGCUUGGACUGAAAGAGAAGAGCUGGAUUAUAUGUUUCCCAGACUUCAAACCCUGGCAGAAGCUAAGGCUUGUGAUUUGACCUGAGACAUUUGUUUCAGGUAAUCGUAUAGAAUGAAGUAUCUCAGUUUAAAGGGUAAGAGAGAAGUUGUUUCUGGUUUUUCCUUGCCCCUGUGUGAAAACAGGUCCGAAAUGACUGACUGACUUCACUGCAUUAGACCCUAUAACUGGUCUCACAAGACACUUUGUGCCCAGCUGUCACUCACUCUCAGCAGCUUCCUUGCAGCAGAGCAGGGCUGAGGGGAAGGGGCUAUAAAUGUUUGUAUACAUGUUCACAGGGCAUGGAAAAUCUUAUGCUGCUCCAUCAUAAACCUACACCAAUGCCCAGCAAUCACCCUCCUCACUUCCUUGUCUAGAUGUAGAGGUCAGGCUGCUGAACCAGCCAACACAUGGGCUACUGCUGGGAAGUCUGGGCUGUUUUUUUUCUUAAACACAUUUUAUAUUACUGAACAACCAAAUCUACCCUCCACGGCCCUGAGGCCUUAUCAGUUCCACUGAUUAAAAACUUUCUCUUUCACGGACCUUAAGCCCGGUAGGAAAGAGAAAGGAGGAGGGGGGAAGAGCAUACCAUCUUUCUUCCAGGCCCUUGACUGCUCCUUUGGGUUGGGCCAAGGUUUGUACCUACCACACCAUGCAUGACUCAGAUGCCCUCAGGUCCCUUUCUCUAUGGUAUGUAUACUGUGUGUGUUUGGGUUGAAGCACUACCUGACAUUAAAGGAAGGACUUGGAGAGAGAAUGCA
Messenger RNA from Cercocebus atys (sooty mangabey), 2000 nucleotides. It is a transcript of the gene MTFR1L, whose product is annotated as mitochondrial fission regulator 1-like. Gene Ontology annotation, biological process: mitochondrial fission; aerobic respiration. The coding region runs from base 209 to 1078 and encodes 289 amino acids. The record is from RefSeq and is a predicted model, not a curated record. NCBI's taxonomy places the organism in Eukaryota, Metazoa, Chordata, Mammalia, Primates, Cercopithecidae. The transcript is spliced from 7 exons. Gene Ontology annotation, cellular component: mitochondrion.